CCAGCCGGCAACGGUAAGCAAAAGCAUGACUAAUGAAAUCAAAUGGGCUGUGCAACAUAUUUAUUCCUUUAGCUGUCCUUCGAUGAGGCAAAAGCUCUUACAACUGGUUUGAAAUUUGGAAAAAAAAAAAAUUACGAAUAAAAAAAAUAUAUAUGUGCAACAGUCAGACCAUCUUUUGGUGGGGCAUGGCUACAAUAAAAAUGGAGAAAUGUGCCGUUUUUGACGAGCUUUUCUGGACAUUUCCGCCUGAAUCACUUUCCGAAUCCUGCUUCGUCUUUCUCGGCUCUUUUCUUGACGCCCUUUUAACGCCCGCUUGACGCCCGCUGCAAGAUGGCAGCCGUCCGUUGCCAUGAGCACCGCUGCCGUAAAACCACCAUCGAAGAAGGAAAACGCGGAAGUUAGCGUGCCUUCAAGGCAACAACAAAACAGCACUACGGCUACCAGAACAAUGGCGUCGCACGAGGAGAACGAGCGUCAAGGAAAACAACUGGAAGCUGAUGGCGAAAAUCACAUCGUGUUGUACAUCCAAGAUGUCCAGCAGCUGAUUGUUCAUCAGGAAAAACUUUUCAUCCAGUCGAAUGGAGGGCACGCCAGUUUCGAGCAUGAGGAUCCACAGACACCCCAUGUUACAGACAAAGAGGUGGAUCCAAAGCCUCCAACCGUUAAAGAGGAAGUGAAUGAGUUCGAUAUCAGUGAGUUGCCACUGAUUGAUGUCUCUAUGAAGAGUGAAGACAAAGACGAACCACUUCAGUGGUCACAGCUUCAUCGUCACAGUCCAAGUGGAGACCACUGUGGAGGACCACCACCAGUCAACAUUUUAGCGCCACUGUCAGACAGCGACGGCAUGGAGAGCGACUCAAACUUUGAAGGUGACAACAAAGAGUCGAAGUGCUGUAAAAACAACAAGGAAAUGUCACAAACAUGUAAAAAACGUUUUAGCUGCUCAGUUUGUGGUAAAUGUUUCACCAGAAAAACAUAUGUCAGACACAUGAGAACACACAGUAGUGAAAAACUCUUCCGUUGCUCACUGUGUGAUAAAACAUUCUCUCAUGAGUCAAAAGUGGCGCAACACAUGAGAACACACACAGGAGAAAAACCCUUUAAUUGCUCAUCGUGUGCUAAAACAUUCACUCUGAAGUCAAACAUGCUAUCACACAUGAGAAUACACACAGGAGAAAAAAAAUGUUGUUGCUCAACUUGUGGUAAAACAUUCUCUCAUAAGUCAAACAUGAUAAAACACAUGAGAACACACACAGGAGAAAAACCCUAUAGUUGCUCAAUGUGCGAUAAAACAUUCUCUCAAACGUCACAUUUGGUAUCACACAUGAAAAUACACACAGGAGUAAAGUCUUUUUGUUGCUCAAUUUGUGGUAAAAGAUUCACUCUAAAGCGAAAUAUGGUGGCACACAUGAGAACACACACAGGAGAAAAACCUUUUAGUUGUUUAGUUUGUGGUAAAACAUUCUCUCAAAAACGACAACUAGUACGACACAUGAGCACACACACGGGGGAAAAACCCUUUAAUUGUUCUAUUUGUGGUAAAACGUUCUCUCUAAAGCGAGCCAUGGUAGCACACAUGAGAACACACACUGGUGAAAAACCUUUUCGUUGCUCGGUUUGUAGUAAAACAUUCUCACAUAAGUCCAACAUGGUAAAACACAUGAGAACACACACAGGAGAAAAACCCUUUCAAUGCUCAUUGUGUGAAAAAACAUUUUCUCAAACGUCACACAUGGCAUCACACAUGAAAAUACACACAGGAGAAAAACCUUUUUGUUGCUCAAUUUGUGGUAAAAGAUUCACUAUAAAGCGAACCAUGACAUCACACAUGAGAAUACACACUGGUGAAAAACCAUUUUGCUGUUCACUGUGUGGUAAAAGAUUCAGUCAAAAGCAAAGCAUGGUAAAACACGUAAAAACACACACAGGGGAAAAACCCUUUUGUUGCUCAUUUUGUGGUAAAACAUUCUCCCAAAAGUCACACAUGGGAUCACACUUGAAAAUACACACAGGAGAAAAACCCUUUCGUUGCUUAGUUUGUCGUCAGACAUUCAUUCAAAAACACAAUCUGGUAUCACACACGAGAACACACACAGGGGAGAAACCCUUUCGUUGCUCAAUGUGCGAUAAAACAUUUUCUCAUAAGUCAUACGUGGCAUCACACAUUAAAAUACACACAGGAGAAAAAUCCUUUAGUUGCUCAGUUUGUGGUCAAACAUUCAUUCAGAAGCACAGUCUUGUAUCACACAUGAGAACGCACACGGGAGAAAAACCGUUUAGUUGCUCAACUUGUGCCAAAUCCUUCUCUCGAAAAGACAGUAUGGAAACACACAUGAGAACACACACGGGUGAAAAACCUUUUUGUUGCUCAUUUUGUGGUAAAACAUUUGCUCUGAAGUCAAACAUGGUAAAACAUAGAAGAAAACACACAAGAACAAAACCCUUUGGGCCAGUUUGAUUGCAUACUUGAGGACACAAAACAACUGAGAAUGAAUGUUCAACUGUAGUCCCCUGCAGUACUGCUGUAUCCGAAGCAGACCACACAUUGUCUUUACUGAAAGUUAUUCUUCUGAAGAUCUGUAAAUGUUUUAUUUAGUUGUGUAGUACACUACGUUCAUUGUUGUCCUCCUCUUUGUACUCCACAUCUGAGUCAUCAUUGUUGAUGGAGACGAAGCAGACCACCAUUCUUUUCUCCUGCCUGUCUGUGUAAGCUAUAGCUCAUACAAGCUGCUCUGAAAGUGCCCCAAAAUCCUUUUCCGUAUUGAAAACAACCCGACCUUGCCAUGCAAAGUCGAGUAUUAUUUUAAAAGUGGCCUUGUAAAUGAAUUUUUAAUAAUGUCCCAAAAUCGUCCUCUUCAGUAAAUCAAUUCUCAUGCACAUAUUCAGCUGAACCAAUCGGAGGACUAUUUAGCUGAACCAAUCAGAGGAUGGGAAAAAUACCAACAUGAGUCAUCUUGCGUGCAGGAAUGGUAAAUCUAAAAUCUGAUUGGUUAGACCAUUUCAACUAUGUGCGUGUGUUUGACUUGGUUGAUGCCACCACUUAGGAAUCUGAAGGUUUGGGCAGAUUAUAUUUACAUGGCAACACAUAGAAGCACAUGCACACAUGCUAUGAAAUGAAGACAAAAGACCAUUGGAAACAAAUAACUAUAUACUGUAUUAUUAUAUACAUAUUGUAUUAUAUUAUAAUAAAUAUAAAUAAAUAAUUACGUUGUAAUUGUAGGUCAGUUUCAUAGUGUUACGGGUUAGGGUUAGGGGUUAAGGUUAGGGUCAGGGUCAGCAGAGAAGGCUCUGAAGGCCGUCACGGAGGGAAUAUGAUCAUGAUGUUUGGUGUGGACUUUUCUACUCUGUCUGUCAAAGCACUUUGUGUACAUGUGUUUUUAAAGCUGCUAUAUAAAUAAAGUCAUAAGUGCAAACCCAGGACACGCUGGAGAGACUACGUCCUUCGGCUGGCCCGGGAACGCCUCGGGAUCCCCCCGGAAGAGCUGGAUGAAGUGGCUGGGAAGACGGAAGUCUGCGCGUCCCUGGUAAAGCUACUGCCCCCGCGACCCGACCCGGAUAAGCGGUAGAAAAUGGAUGGAUGGAUAAGUGCAAAAAAAAAAAACCUCAGGGUGCACAGUCCUCUGUUUCUAUGAAGGUGAAUGUGAAUAGGCUAGUCUUCGCUGUGAUAGACUCGAGGUUUGACCUCACUUAACGUGAGUCUUGUGAGACAGAUGGGCACUUCUUAGAAAUUCUAAAGUUCCUAAUUCAAAUUCGGCAGCAAGAAAAAUAUGAUUCAUCACUUAGAUCAGCCCUAUCUAACAGGUCUAUGACACAGCUGAGAAAUGGUGGCCAUUUUGAAUUUUCAAUUAUCCAAAAGACAAUAACAAGUACUAUGUAUGGUCAAAAUUCAAGUAAUUUUGUCUUUAUAUCAUAUUGUAUUCAUAUUGCUGUCAGCCAUUUUGAAAAAUGGGUGCCAUGUUGAAAGUUCAUGAUUCCUCCAUAUCCAAUUGUUUUGGGAAUAGCUUUGGGCAUAAUUGUAACAAAUUUCACGCUUUUAGCACAAACUGAACAAUUCUUUUAUAUUUUUAGCUAAGGUGCUCCACUACUACUACAUUGGUUUGAUAUAUUUUUGAAAUAGAACCUUAAAUACCUUCAGAUUAAAGGUGAAAGUCGACACUUCAAUUCCAUCUUGGUUGUUUUAUUUAAAGUCCAAUGUGGAUAGCUCGACAAAAAUCUUUUUUAAACCAUUGCAACUUUUCAAAUGCUACUUGGACUUUCUCGGCUCUCAUCUGCAAGCCUC
This is a messenger RNA of Phycodurus eques (leafy seadragon), 4279 nucleotides long. RefSeq names its product zinc finger protein 260-like. The transcript is spliced from 3 exons. NCBI's taxonomy places the organism in Eukaryota, Metazoa, Chordata, Actinopteri, Syngnathiformes, Syngnathidae. Bases 350 to 2458 code for a protein of 702 amino acids. The record is from RefSeq and is a predicted model, not a curated record.